Molecule: messenger RNA, 5611 nt
Organism: Scophthalmus maximus (turbot)
Lineage: Eukaryota; Metazoa; Chordata; Actinopteri; Pleuronectiformes; Scophthalmidae
Gene: pias4a
Product: protein inhibitor of activated STAT, 4a
Exons: 11
Coding region: 400-1923 (507 amino acids)
Biological process (GO): regulation of transcription by RNA polymerase II; protein sumoylation
Molecular function (GO): zinc ion binding; transcription coregulator activity; SUMO ligase activity
Source: RefSeq, a predicted model, not a curated record
UGCUCGGAGGGGAUUUUCGGGGACCAUGCGACCGGAUCCACUUGACACCCCGUGCUUUACAUACACGUUGAAUUCUAACAGUUUUCAAGAAACACGUUCACAAUAUCUCAACACUAUUAAACCGAAACACCAUGGAUCCCAAGACUCUUUGACGCGUUGUAUCAGUAAUACACAAUGAGGCCUAAUUUUGAAAUGAGACCUGUCUCUUAGUGUUUUUAAAAAGUUGUAAUGUAACUUUAAAAAAACACUGUUCCCGCCCAUUUUGCAUGCAGCGCUCCGGAGUCUGGCCAAGACCACGCUGUGAAUGGUUGAGCACGCCUGUCCAUCAAAGCAGCCCCUGCGUUUCAUUGGUGAAAGACUAGCCGUCGUCCCUGACUCUCGCGGUACUGCUGCUCGAAGAUGGCGGCCGAACUGGUGGAAGCGAUGAACAUGGUCAAAAGUUUCCGGGUCUCAGACCUGCAAACGCUGCUGGCCUCAAUGGGUCGCAGCAAAAGUGGGCUGAAGCAGGACCUGGUGGGGCGCGCGCUGAGGCUGGUGCAGACCGAAUACAGCCCAGAGCUUCUGAAGAACGUCAGGCAGCUGUACGAGUCGCGCUUCCCCAAAACGACUGGCUGGCUUGCAGCACGGCGUCCAGAGGGCGUCCCCGUUGCCUACUCAUCCCUCAGCUCCUCCCCCACAGCCACCUCUCAGGGCGCAGACUACCUCAAUGGCAUUUCCAAACCGAUCCCUACACCUGCAGCAGAGGUCAAGCUGGUGCCACUGCCCUUCUACCAAACCUUGGAGACACUGUUGUCGCCAACAGAGCUAAUUGCCCAGAACAAUGAGAAACUGCAGGACAGUCAAUGCAUAUUUGAGUUAACACCCAACCAAGCAGACCAGAUCAGAAAUGCAAGUGAGCUUCGUCCAGGAAUGAGAUCAAUCCAAGUGGUUCUUAGAAUCUGUUACACAGACUCCAUUGGUGUCCAGGAAGACCAGUAUCCUCCCAAUGUUGCUGUCAAAGUCAACCAGUCCUACUGUCAUGUGCCAGGCUAUUAUCCAUCUAAUAAGCCUGGUGUUGAACCCCGUCGUCCCUGUCGACCUGUCAACAUCACUCCCUGGUUGCAUCUCUCCACUGUCACAAACAGAGUCACCGUCACCUGGGGAAACUUUGGCAAGCGUUACUCAGUGGCAGUAUAUUUGGUGAGAGUCUUCACUGCAGCAGACCUCUUCAGCCAACUCAAACUCUGCUCUGUUGAGAGUGCAGAACGCUGUCGUGAACGCAUCCAAGACAAACUACGUUUUGACCCAGAAAGUGAAAUUGCGACCACAGGCCUUCGGGUUUCUCUCAUCUGUCCAUUGGUGAAGAUGCGGCUCGGCGUACCAUGUCGAGUUUUAACCUGUGCACAUCUUCAGUGUUUCGACGCAGUCUUCUUCCUGCAGAUGAACGAGAAGAAGCCCACGUGGACCUGCCCUGUGUGUGACAAGCCCGCUCCCUUUGAGCUGCUCACAAUUGAUGGGCUGCUAUCUGAGAUUCUGAAGCAGACAAGUGAGGACAUCGAGGAGAUUGAGUACUUAACCGACGGCUCCUGGCGACCCAUCAGCGAUGAGAAGGAGAGGGACAGGGAAAGAGAACGCAGCAACACACCAGAGUACCCUGUUGUUGAUAUAUGCAUUCCUGAGGCGAACGGUCAUUCACCAGCCCACAGCAGCACCAGCCUGACGGGCAAAUCUGGGAGCGGUUCCGUGGGGGUGGCGGGAGUCACAGGAGGACCUGCCGUGGCACCGGGAGGAGGUGCAGUGGUAGAUCUGACUCUUGACUCCUCCUCUGAGGAGGAAGGGGGCGGGGCAGGAGGCGACAGUGAAGACACAGAGGAUAGCGCUGACAGUCCUGCCCCAAAGCGGGGCCGAUAUAACUACGACAAGGACCUGGUUACUGCCUACUGACCCCGCAGCUCUGUCCCCUCAUAGACUGACACACAGAGAGACGGAGGCAGGGGGCUAAACAAAAAACUUGAGGACAGGAAUACGGUAAUCCACUAGAUGCAACGACCCCAAAAAAUCAGAGCCUUUUAGCAGCUCUGGUUUGUACCCAUACAAGACAAACACACACUCAAACAUGCACUGUUAAUGAAUCUUCAGUCUAGAGUGAUUAGGAUUCCUAUUUGUACUGCACACCACUGGAAGCAACUAACUCUUUUUGGUCAACCAUCACCUUGCAGUGAAAAUCUGUACCGUCCUGCCUCUAUUAAAGAAACUGACUGGAUCGAGCACCCCACCCACCCACCACCACCACCCCCCCUCCUCCUCUCUCUCUCUCUCUCUUCAGACUAUUUCCUCUCUGCCACCCCAUCACUCUUUGUAUUUGACUUGGAAUUGCUGGCUCUUUUAGCCAUGGGCGUUCAAUGUUUGUGUGACACAGAAGAUGUAUGGUCACAUUUUUUUGUGUUUAUUUAUUUAUUUGAUUUUUGUAAUGCCUUGACCUCUGAAAUAAACUCUAUCAUUAGUUAAACAUUAUACAGCAAAUUAUUUUCUCAGACAUAAAUCUCUAAUAUUGACUGAUAGUGAGGGUCUUGCCUAUGGACAGCAGGUGGCAGUGCAGCGCAAUGGCGAUGAUGAUAAUUUUGAGUAGAGUAAUUUCGGAGUGCUAGCUAACAGCAUGACGAAAUCCAAUAACUAUCACUCUACCAGAAACCCACAUUAGCACAAAAAAACAACAUGAAACGGGAUCAUUCGACAGAGGGAGCCUGGUAAAUGUUUAUUUGAAAAUUAUUGGAAUCGGGUUUUAGCCAGUGCACAUUCACUCUCAGUCAAUAUUGGAGAUUUAAAUUAUCAACUUCUUGCUGUUCUUUUAAAUGAAACUGUUCAUUUUAGAGGUUUUAGGGUUGUUGUUUUUUUGUCAUUACAAAAAUCGAAUAAACCCAAAAGAAUGUGAACAAACAUACAUUUCUGAUUUUUGUCACAUUUGUGAUGAACGGGGAAAGUUGAAAAUCGAGGCUCCUCGUAGUUUUCGGUAAAGGGUCAAAAACAACUUGUGGAAAAGAGCAUGAAUAACCUGGGGGAGGAUGAGGCAGAGGUAUGUGGAGUGUGAUGCAAAUAGAAACCUCUUCUAUUGUGUUAUUUCUUUGUUCAGAGAAUGAAUUCAAAGCUUGAAAGGGUUUUAUCAGGAAUUUAUCCUUUUAAUUAUGAAAGGGCAGAACACAAUACUGGCCUCGAUGUGUGAUGCUUUCCAUUUUUAUUUUGUCCUUAGAUAAGAGAACCUACCUCAGUCAUAAAAACUUAGCAGACUGACCAGCGAGUAGCUGAGAAAGAAGCAGAGGACAGAAGAAUUGAUUGAGUCUUUCUGAAGCCAAUUUUACACUGGAGAUUUCUUUUUCCUACAUUGUGUUGUUUUUUUUAUUUUUUAUUCCAUUGUUUCAUGCAGUUCUGGUUCCUCUGCAGCAACAAAAUCUUUGUUGAAGGACAAGUUAGUUAGUGGAUAACCAGGUUAACUGUAGGUGUCAGUGAUGGGCUGAUCUUUGCCACUGUGUAAAACAGCUCUUGCUGUAAUAGCAUUUAUUGCGGUUCAUUUAUCAGCAUUGCAAAAAGGGGGGGGGGGGGCGGCGGUAACUCAUCAGAAUGACUGUACAGCAGCUGACCCACAGCAGAUGCAGUUUAACAAUUCACUGACAGGAAAUGGUAACGAGAUUUUGGUGCCUAUUUGUUUUUGUGAAGAGGUUAAGAUUGGAGCCUGUUUUUUCUUUUUUUAAAGAUGAGCUGCGCAGGCCAUCAGAUGAAACGCCAGUGUGAGAGGUGUUUUAUUUUGUUUCCCAUUGGACGUUUCCAGGUAGAAAUGGAAAAGAGGCACAGAAAAUAAAUCUGAAGUAACUUGGUUUAGAAGUUCUGUCUUCCCCCCCCCCCCCCCCCCCCCAUAUUUGGCAUCUUUUGCUACAAGUAUCAUAUUUAUUUUAUUGCUUCACGUUAUCUUAACAGUUAUUUGUAAUAAAUGGACAUAAUAUUCAGCUGUCGCUCUGAACGGAAGGGAGCUGCUGUUGCUCUGUUGAGCCGAAAGGUUGGGGCUCUGCCGUUUUCUUUUCCUGUGGAUUAAUCCGACCCGGGUCAAAAAAGCAUUCAGAGUAUUUUUGCUGCGGCGGGUUCAACAUAUCUGACACAAACAACACGUAAUGAAGUGUCAAUAAGUGCGACCCCACCGAGCUCAAAGUCAUUGAUUGAAUUACAAAAUGUCCUGUCUGGAACAAGUGGAGCUGCUUCAACCAUCACUCCCCCUCGGCCUCUUUUAAGUGUAGAUAAGGUCAUAUCUGUUUGCUGGAGUAGAAUUGGAAUUUAAUUGCUCUGCACCGUAGGCUUGCAGCUAAUAUUCCUCUGCACCUGCACUAGUGUUGUCAGUAUGUGGAUGCCUCUCCUCAGAUACAUGGGCUGCAUGUGUAGGCAUUGGCUUCGUCUGCAAGAAGGUCGUCAGCAUUUGCUUGAAGAGAAAUUGUGUUGCUGUGUUGAUAGAGCUAUUUGCACUUUGAUCUGAUACGCCAUCCCAAGUUUAUGACUUAAUUAUGUUAAUGCCAUCAUGUAGUGAGUAUUAAUGAAAGGUAGAUGAGCAGAUCUCCUCAACCACCCCAUGCAUGGGAAUCAGAAAAAUGUGAAACUAGAAAAAGGCCAGUCGAACUCCACUGUUAAACCUAGGAGGGGUUGGAUCAGCAUACAAUUCGAUUUUCUUUUGCAUUGCUCCUAUGCACAGAGAAAUUAUAUUUACACAUUGAUCGGGGGCCCCACUGUUGGUAAGCGCAUCGUUGUUGAUUUGAAAAAGAAUUUGGUCGAGUCAAAUCCGGUCUUCCAUUUCUCUACUCAUUUUGACACAACUGAAGUAUCUUACAAAACUAAUGUACUGAUGAAAAUUUUUUGGUAAUCACACAAAAUUGAUUGAUGGCACUUUGCCUGUACUACAGUCUGUCCCUGAAAAGGAUAUUCUUAAUAAGGCGCUUUGAAGCAAAAACGAUGUAAAGAACUCUAAUACCUGCCUUUAACGAGGCAAUUUGUAUUUGUAAGUAACUGCUAUACAUAUUAAAAUGACAUUGUUCAUUUGUUGCUAGGUAUAGAAGGUUAUUAUUUGAGCGGAUCUCCUAAACUUGUCUUUGCCCUGUGGUUGAAAGGGGGAGAGGCGGUGUAGGUUGCUCCUGUGGAUCUGAGCCAGAUGCAGGUUGUUUGGGAGCUGGAGAGAAUGGAGGGUCUGGUCUUUUUGUAGUGGCAACUCUUCUUCUUACAAUAAUGCAUAAGGUAGCAUGGGCAGAGGCUUACAAUCCAUGAUGUAAAUGUUUUGUUUGUUGUGUUUUUUUUUUUAUAUGUUCAUAUUAAAAGACAAUAAAAUGAAAUAAUAUUUUAUUAAGCCUUGAAUCGCCUCCAGUUGUUCCGAUGGGCAAACAGACCAGAAGCUGUUUAAGGGCAGCAGCGACUGAAGCUGAUGCCACAGAGGACUGUGAGGACUGGUUAGGAGGUGUGGAUUGUUAUGUCCUGUACCAAAUGCUCAGAUCUGGGGUCACAUUUGAUGCCUGUUGACGAUAAAACUGUAAAAUUUGAAAAUGAUCGUAUUCUAACAGCUGUUAUUGACGUGUGGAAUUAAUUAAAAUCGGUUCUUAAAAACGUG